Girardinichthys multiradiatus is the source of this 1775-nucleotide messenger RNA. Its product is annotated as tetraspanin-8-like. Gene Ontology annotation, cellular component: membrane. NCBI's taxonomy places the organism in Eukaryota, Metazoa, Chordata, Actinopteri, Cyprinodontiformes, Goodeidae. The record is from RefSeq and is a predicted model, not a curated record. The transcript is spliced from 8 exons. The coding region runs from base 101 to 778 and encodes 225 amino acids.
CACCCUCAGCUGGAGGGAAGGGAACCAGGUGAAAGGCUCUGGUGUGAUUGUACAACAGCUGCUUUGUGUCUGUGAGGAGCUACAGUUUCAGAGGGAAGCCAUGGCUGUUAGUAGGUGCAUCAAGUAUCUGUUGUUCUUAUUCAACCUUCUGUUCUGGAUCUGUGGUUGCGUCAUCCUUGGAGUUGGGAUCUACCUGAAGGUCACCAAAGAUGGAAAUGCGAUUACAGAGAAAUAUCUUCCUAGUUUUGAGCUGAUGAUCUCCAUUGGGGUGAUCAUCAUGGUGCUGGGCUUCCUGGGCUGCUGUGGAGCCUACAGAGAGAACCGUUGCCUGCUGCUGCUGUUCUUCAUCCUCCUCUUCCUCAUCUUCGCCUUGCUAUUGGCAGCAGGCAUCCUGGCAGCUGUUGAGGGAGACAAGGUCAAGGGUUUUGUGGAGGAGAAGCUGAAGGAUCUAACACCAAUUUCAAAUCAGCCACAAAAUGUCAUUGACGACAUGGAGAAACUGCAGCGUGAGUUAAAGUGUUGUGGACUCAUGAAUGGGCCGUCAGACUGGACUAAAACCCCAGAUUCCUGCCGCUGCAACAGCACUGCCACUGAGAACAAAUGCACCAGUGCCAUCUAUCAGGAGCCCUGCUACGACAAAAUCAUCACCUACAUGAAGAGCAACAUGAACUUGUCGCUGGGAAUAGCCUUCGCUGUCGCAGUCAUUCUGAUCUUCGGCAUGAUCUUCUCCAUGGUUCUCAUCUGUCAGCUCAGGAAGAUUGGUGCCACCACCUCCUGAGUCGCCUCUGAUCAGCUUGUUCCUUCCAAAGACCUCAUAACUUAUACCCAACAUCAGAGCCAGUGGAGCUUAUUCUGAGCUUUUAUUGUGAAGGAGCAUGCUAAUGUAUCAGCCAGUAAAUAUUUAGGUAAGACGUUUCGGGAGCAGAAUAAAAGUAGUUCCGUUUCAUGUAAUCAAUAUUCUUUUUUUUUUUUUUUGGUGAAACUAAGCUUUUAUUUGAAAUGAUCUUAAUCAUAACCUGUAAAGAACUUGUGGGAGUUUAAUUUUAUUUAAAUGGCUGCCUCCGAAGCUUUUAUUGCAGCGAUACUGCCUUUAACACACAGAACUGAAAGAGACCUGGAGGUUAAGUAUAAACUUGUGUGAUUUACUUAUUAAUGGGCAUCUAUAAUUUACUCAAAUGUACUUAAAUCAGUAUUUGGAUUUAUAAAAAUGACAUGCAUGUAAAUUUGCUUUAAAUCUCAAACUUCAGAUAAAUAAAACAUUGCAACAGUACAGCAAGGCCAGGAAAUUGAUUGGAUUUAAAAAUUUCCCAGUUUGUGAUUUUUUUUUUCUCUGAAAUUUCUCAUUUAAUCUUCAAUGUGUAUUUUUUUAUUUAUUUAUUUUUUAACAGUUUGGAUUUUAAAGGUACUUUUUUUUUUUUUUUUUUUGAUGGGCUGCACCAGGUUUCCAUAUUUUAUUAUUGUGGUGAAAUGUAAACGUCAUUUCUCAGGAAGUUGUACAGUUGAUUUAUUUUACUUUUAGACCUGCUUAGUCAUUACAGAAUGUACCGCCUUAACUUUUGCUCUGCAUUAUUUGUAAUGGUUGUAACUCAACAAAACAGAUUUAAAUUUUACCGGUUGAGUUUAUUAAGCUAAACCCAACGUAUGAUGCAGUACUUGAAAUGUCUGUUUUCCAUUCAAAAAAAUAUGUACAAAUAAAUCCAGACUGGAUACAUUUAUUUAGUCCCACUGUAAGGCAUACUUUAACAUUUUUAAAUAAAGAGCAAAUAUUUCUGGGA